Messenger RNA from Paramuricea clavata, 5048 nucleotides. Lineage: Eukaryota; Metazoa; Cnidaria; Anthozoa; Malacalcyonacea; Plexauridae. The record is from the annotation of a GenBank genome assembly.
AUCCGAUCCAAAUAAAACUUUCACAACAUUAAUACUUCAUAUAGGCCUAUAUUCUGACAAAGUUUGAACGAGUUUGAAUUUUCUCAUUUUACACGUCUUACCUGACUAUUACAGACAACCGCUCUUAAAGCCGAGAUGCAAUGUCUGGAGUACACAGUAUAUAGUACUGUACAGUAGGUGUUUUGUUUGGCUUUUGCGUCGUGAAAGGUAUUUAAUUUUACAAUACUUCUAUAUCUGCAGAUGAAUACAUUCCUUGAGAAACUUGCUACUAUACAAUCGAACUUUGAGAAAGAGUUGUGUGAGCUGCUUGGCAGGAUGGAAAAAUGUGAAAAGCGUGGGGCGGAGAACACAAAGAAAUUAGAACGUCUUCAUGAAAACGUUGAAAAGGUCAACACGGAACUCUCGAAAUAUUAUAGUGAGCAAGAAGAAAAGAUUCCUUAUGUUUUCGACGCUCCAGACAGAAACCGGUAUUUCUCCGGACGAACUCGAGAACUUCGAGAUCUUCAACGUAUUCUAAAUCUUGACAAUGCUGGGCGCGAAGGAAAAGUUUGUGUUGCGGCAGUCUGUGGUUUAGGGGGCGUUGGCAAAACAAGUCUUGUCACUGAGUAUGCUCACAGGAUGAAGGAAUAUUACCAAGGUGGUGUUUACUGGUUCUCGGCAGAAGAUGAUACAUUUUUUGAAAAGUCUGUCAAUGAAACUGCGUGGAACCUUGGUGCCUUACUCGGGACAUUUUACUUAACAUUGAGAGAAACUGUCACAAGAAUUGGCCAGACAAGUAAACCAUGUUUAAUCGUCUUGGAUUGCUUAGAUCAGUUGGAUCUUUCUCCUCAUGUAAUGAAUUUUCUUACCCUCGUUUCAAGACAAAGUUUCUCAGCAGCUGUUGUUGUGAUGACGCGAAGAAAUGAAAAUAAGCUUGUAGAUGAGAUUUCAAAUCUUCGUAAAGAUCGUUGUUUUAGUCUGAAAUGUCUAGACAAAGAAGAGGCGAAGCAGUUUAUAUUUUACAGAACGGAGUUGACUCGCGAUGACAACACGAACAGUGUCGCCGAAAGUCUAGUUAAAGAGCUGGGAGGAUUGCCACUCGCUCUAGAGCAAGCAGGAGCUUGUAUUAAAGCUCUUCGUUGCAGCUUAUCUGAGUACCUUGAGCAAUUUCAAACUGAACGCUUGAAACUGUUGGAAAGUCAGAAAGCAAAGCCAGUAUCAGUCUAUGAAUCGCCUGAACGCCUGGCGGUUCACACGACAUGGUUGUUAAAUAUCAGAUACAUCCAAGAAAGCCGGCACGGUAUGCCCGCCAUCCGACUCAUGAACGCUUUUGCAUUCCUUAAUCCAAGCGAAAUCGAAGAGGAAUUAGUCAAUGUUGGUGAACGUCCAAUUGAAGACCAAGAAUUUCGUGAUCGUGUGAGCUCACCUCUCGGUUGUCGUCAAGUUGUUAAACUGCUGACUGAUUUCUCACUUUUCACGUGUGUCCAAGCGCUUUCUGUCAGUACCCAUCGCCUAGUUCAAGAGCUAGUCAGGGAAAAUCUUGAUCCUGAGGAAAAAGCUAAGAGUUUUGUUGAUGCAGUACGCUUGCUUUCUUUCGCAUUUUCUAAAUGCGCAUCUCCAAAACAUCUACUGGGUAAUGUUGGUAUGGAAGAGCGCUUGAAAGCCUAUGAUUUGCGUGGAAACCAUUCUCAAUAUUACUUGUGGUCUAAGCUUUGUUUUCAUGGCUUUCAUCUUCAACAGAAUGUGGAGAAAUUACUAGCAAACCUGGAUCGAAAAUGUCUUGAUUCGCUUUUUGUUUUCGAAACUGCCAAAGUUUUUUAUGAAUGCGUUGUUCAUUUAAGUGCUAAUCAGAAACAAGAAGAGGCUAAACGCACACUAAAUUUUGUUUAUCGAAUACUAGAUUGGAUUCCUGUAGAACAGUACGACACAAUACAAAACAAUCUUUCGAAUAACUCUCUGUUUUCUUUCCAUGUCAUUCCUUUGCCAAAGUGGCUGCAGAUUGUAAUAAAAAAAUGUUUUGUACCCCCUAUGUGUUCCCUUCAACCUCUUGAGCAAAAGCCUACUGAGUCGCCUGAUUUAGAGGGGGACAUAGAUAAGCUUAAAUUGGAGGGAAAUAAGAAUUUUAGCGAGGGUCUUUACAAAGAAGCGGUAGAUGCUUAUUCUGCUGCCAUAGAUAUGAGUAGAGGUACAACUGUCUUCAACUCUUUAUUGCUAACUAACCGUGCUUCAGCUUAUAUCAAGCUUAAUCAGCUUGAUGACGCUUUGAAAGAUGCAAAUGAAUAUAUAUCUCGAUUCCCAGAAUGCUGGAAGGGGUAUGCUAGGAAGGCUUUGGCACUUGAUGAGAAAGUCAGUGCUGGAAUUCCUGCAGCACUAGCUUAUUACUAUUUUUACCUAAAAGAUGGUAGAUGUAUUUUUUCACAAUAUAAGCCAUUCAUAGCAGCUUUCGCAGGCCUAAAGGAGCGUAUCUCUAUAUGUCAUACUCCAAAUGACUUAUUGGCGAUACUGCUUUCACAAGAAAGCAAUACACAAGAAUGUCUGCGGGUUAUAAUUUUGGGAUCAAAGGAGUAUAUUUUAGAGAUGGAUAUGUUUCUGCCUGUUGUCCCGAUGAAAAACUGCAUCAUAAUUGGUGCAAAAUCCAAUGCCUCUAUCACUUUGAAACUCGAAGGUAACACAUUGCUUCACUUGUCUGAAAACUGUAUGCUUGCAAAUCUUUCUUUUGCUAUUGACGAAGGUCAAAUCAUAGGUUUGGGUGGUUCUUUGGUCAAGAUCCUUAACUGUAAUUUUACUUCCAAUAGUGAUACUUUGGCAGCUGUUGGUACUACCGGUGAGUUUAACGCAGAACGAUGUAAUUUUACUAACUGCAAAGCCGGUGGGCUGCUAUGCGGGGGGCCUGGUAAUAUGGUUGUUGAUGACUGCACAUUUUCAGCUAAUGUGAGAUUUGGCUUAGAAGUGCGCGAAAAUGGAAUACUGACAGUGAGGAAUAGUCGCAUGUAUAACAACGGAUGGGAUGGCUUGGGAAUAGGACCAAGGGUGGCACAAUGUGACGUAUUUGAUUGUCAAAUUUAUAACAAUGCACGCGAAGGAGUUGCUGCCGUUGACGAUUCCAAGUGCGUCACUCUCGUGAGAAAUUGUGUUUUUGAAAACUACGAGAGUGGUAUAUUUGUGAGGAAUUCGAAAGUUGAUUUAAGAGAGAACAAGUUUUAUGAUAACGAAGCUUGGGGUAUUUGGUUGGACAGUUAUUAUCGGUGGAAUGUGUCGAUGAAUGAAACUUUCCGUAACAAACUUGGAGGAGUUCGUAUUGGAGGAAAACGGCGCACCGGAGAAGAAUUAUCUCCCUCAGUUGUUGAAUUGAACACGUCCCAUGAUAAUUUUGGCCCUGGAUAUGUUGACAGUCUUCACUCUAUCGAUGACUAUCUUCUUUUUCCAACAACAAGUGGUGAUUGUAAAUCUGCAAAAUACGAUCAGAACGUUGAGUACAACAACGAAGAAAGAAUUACUGGUAAACUAUGCUCAUCUUGUUGUUCUGCGUGCUUUCGAAAGUUUAAAGAUUUGAAACUGUGUGGGAAAUGCUUCACUGCUGGGUAUUGCGACCUGAAUUGCCAAAAAAGACACUGGUCCAAACACAAGAAAUUAUGCGUGGUCUUACGCGAGAAGUCCAGCUUUUUGCUCUCUUCCUUGAAGCACAAUUUUCAAGACGACAUGGUUCUUAGGGCUUAUAUUCACACGAUAAGUGUUGAUGGUGUUGGACCAAAGUACAGCCCUCCUCCACCACGAGAUGGGAAAAGAUUCAUUGUUAAAGUGCAACUGGAUUUCGAUCGUACCAUAUCUAUGAUUGGGGGAACGCCGUACACGCUUCUCAUUUACGACCGAAGUCUUGAUGUUCUCCAAACCAUUCAAGCUGAUUUUAUUCGCCGUCUUGUGAAAGAUUUUGGCGUCCUUUGCGAAAGGAAAUUUCGAGAGAAGAAACUCUUCCUUCACUGCGCAUUUGACAAGACCGGAGAGCUACGAUUGUUCAUCAAUGAUUUCGCUGACUUUCAGAAAUGGUAAACUUUUAUGCACAUGAUGAAUCAGAACACUCGAGAAAAAUGCAUGUGAAAGAUAAUCGGAUCAGUCGCUCCCACACUGAUUGACUGUGCACAAUUAUACCUUGAAAACCUUUACAAAUAUCAAAGUUUCAUCUGAAAAUAGGAAACUUUUUUCUUUCUCUGACUGUUCAUCUUUAGAUGCAACCGAUGGUACACGUGCUUAAGACGGAAGUACAGUUUGCAAGUGAUAAAGGUGCAAUAAUGAGAUACAUUCGUUUGAUUGACCAACCCGCAGCCUGAGUAUCAGCCUCUGUUACAAAUAGAGCUUGACACAACCUGCUCGCUCUCGACUUCACAGUAAAGUUUAUAUUUAAUAUCUAAUCAAAAUGUACCUCCCAGGGGAAAUGUCUGCAAUUUCACACAUUUACAACAAGAAUCUAAUUAUAGUUCAAACUAAUAAAUAUAUUAUGAGCAAUAUACGGUAUAAUCUAUUUAAUACUAACCAAUCAAAAAGACAGAUAAAAAAUGUUUGUCUCAUAGACCAAUCUGGUGAAAAGCUGGAUUUUGGCUUUUUACGUGCGGCCAGACAGGGAUUUGUGUCAGGCCUUUUUCGCUUCCCUCCAGGGAAGGGAAAACAGGGCCUGAUACCCAGGCUAACCCAGCAGGAGUUAAGAAGACAUUAAAGACGAAUUUAUUGACAAUCAUGCAUGGAAGAGUUUAGAAAGGAAAUAUCAAAAACGUUUUCUUUACUGCGUAUUUGAACGAACGGAAAGCUACGAUUAUUCAUCGACGAUUUCGCUGACUUUCAGAUGUGGUAAUCUGCAUUGGUAAAUCAUAAAAUGUCGUGAGAAAUUGCAUGUAAACAUGAACACUUUGUACAAUACAAUACAAUACAGCGAUUCGGUUUUAGUAAUAUUUCAAGUUUUAAUGCUGUCGACUACAUAUGCAUGUCAUAAAACUUAUAAUCAGUAAUUUUUUAACUAGCAAAUAAAUAUUUGAUUUCGAAUGUAAUUACUGUAUAUAAAAUUCUCAAUAGAAUAUUAU